Molecule: messenger RNA, 3653 nt
Organism: Acanthochromis polyacanthus (spiny chromis)
Lineage: Eukaryota; Metazoa; Chordata; Actinopteri; Pomacentridae
Gene: tlr18
Product: toll-like receptor 18
Exons: 8
Coding region: 299-3463 (1054 amino acids)
Biological process (GO): inflammatory response; toll-like receptor signaling pathway; immune response
Cellular component (GO): membrane
Molecular function (GO): transmembrane signaling receptor activity; protein binding; calcium ion binding
Source: RefSeq, a predicted model, not a curated record
GCAGUAAAACCUGAGGCAGAGAGGAAAAGCUCCCCCUGAUAGUCUCCACAUUCCUGAGCAAAACACACACACAAGAGAAGGCGAGAGGGAAAAGGAGGCAGGCAGAGAGGGAGGGAGGUAGAGAGAGAGACGUAGGAAUUAAGUAAGCUGACAGAGUUGCCACAGGCGAACUCAUCCGGCGUUAAGUCACUUCUCACUGAGCUGUUAAACAUACAGCACAUGGAGGUUAAAAUGUGUUGUGAAAAGUCCAAGUGAAGACAAGAAGUUGAGCGUGACUCCCAUCUCAAGAUUUAUCACAAUGCUUUGGAAAUUAAUUCCUCUCUGUGCCCUCCUCCUUGGAGUUCUCACAUCGCCGACUCCAUCUUCACUCCCCACUGUUAACACGGAACGAGGACCCUGUCGCAUCUACAACUCCGGUCGGACUGCAGACUGCCUGGGACGGCAGCUUGAAAAUGUUCCAUGGAGACAAUUUCCAUCCACACUUGAAGAAAUAGAUCUCUCCUACAAUAAGCUUCAAGCUGUCAGCGCUGAUGACUUCCUCCGCCUCCCUCAGCUUCGCAUCCUUCAGCUGCGGUACAAUAAUAUUUCACACAUUGACGAUGACGCCUUUAAAAACAAUGCACUACUGGAGCAUCUUGACAUCUUUAAUAACUCUCUGCAGGAAAUCCCUGCCACAGCUCUGACACCUCUCUUGAACCUAAAAAUACUCUACAUGUCUAAUAACCUCUAUAAGCGUGCAACUUUGGCUGAUUCCUUCUCCAAAUUUGUGAAACUCCAAGAACUGUCGAUGGGUGGCCCUCUAGUGAUGGGUCUAAAGAAAGGGGAUUUUCAGCCCUUAAUGAACAUAAGUUUACAAGGUUUUGCUAUCAAGUGUUCCUCCAAUCUAAGUUACUAUGAGCCUGGAAGCUUAAAAAUCAUCCAAACAAAGCGAAUGGGCUUUGACAUGGCCAUAGAUCAAGAGCCAAAUGCUCUCCUUCACAUGCUACAUGACCUCGCCAACAAGACGUUCAUCGUCAUUCAGUUUCGUAACCUGUUUGAAUUCACGUACUACAUGGGAGAGGAGGACAUCUUCCAGGGUUUAAAAGACAUCACAGCUCAUCAACUCAUCUUCCACAGGGGUAAAUUCAAUGAGAAUCUCCUGAGGAUGGCUUUAAUGAACUUACAACUGGCCCCCAUCCAAAGGUUGAGACUUCAGUACAUUGACUUUGCCCGAUCACCAACAUUUGUUGACAGCGGAGCAGGUUCAAGCAUCACAGACCUGACACUUGACAAUUUGGAUCUUUGGUAUAUCAGCAAUCCUGAUGUGCUGCGUUUCGAUUGGCGUUUCACCUGGUUCAACAAAAUUAAGAGACUGUCUAUUCGGUACGUGUAUUUCAACACUGUACCUUGCGAUGCCUGGGUUGAGAUGGAAGGUGUACAGUUUCUGGAUGUCUCCAAUAAUCGACUAAAGAAUGAGUUUAUCUUCAACCGGCGAUGCGAUUACAAGGGGACCAUGCCAAAUCUUCACACCUUCAACAUGAGCACCAAUGACUUGACCAGUUUAAAAGACAUGUCAUCUCUUACAAGGGAUUUCCAGCAGCUGCAGGUGUUGGACUUUAGCAACAACAAGCUGGGAUCGGCUGAAGAAAGCCGAGACUGCGUUUGGAAACAAAAUAUCACUCGGCUUAUCGCUCACCACAAUCAAUUUGUAAGUGAAGCCCUCAGUUGUCUGCCAACCACUGUACAGUACUUGGAUCUGUCCUACUGCAACCUGGACCAGCUGGGCAUGACGUACUUUGAAAAAGCCACCAACCUGAGAACCCUCCUACUAAGUGGGAACAAAAUUAAGUUUAUCCCGUCCAAAUGGGAAAGCCCAUCCUUGCGAUCACUAGCUCUGGAUGGAAAUUCAUUUGGUCUCAUCAGCAAAGAAUCCUUUCAGGACAUGCCUCAGUUGUCUUGCCUGAAGGCAGGGAACAAUCCUUACCACUGCACUUGUGAGCUUCGUGCUUUCAUCGAGGACACACUUUCUAAAAGGAAGGUUAAUCUCACAGACUGGCCCUGGAACUACAAGUGCUACCACCCAGAGGCCCUGCUCAACACAUUCAUUGCUAAAUACUUCCCAGGAAAAGUUGCGUGUGACAUCAGACUAGUUAUAAUCAUCUGUGUUGCAACCACUUCAGCGGUGAUCCUGAUACUUAUGCUGAUUUGCUAUAUUUUUGACCUUGCCUGGUACACUAAAGCCACAUAUCAGAUCAUCAGGGCCAAAUACAGAGCUCACAAGGAGAAAGCAGCGGGGGAUUUAGAGACUUUCACCUACCACGCCUUCAUAUCCUACAGCCACUCAGAUGCUGACUGGGUGAGGGACCAGCUUUUGCCCUGUUUGGAGAAAAACAGGAAUCCCUAUCGUCUGUGUAUUCAUGAGAGGGACUUCAUGCCUGGAAAAUGGAUCAUCGAUAACAUCAUUGAGAACAUUGAAAGCAGUCGCAAGGUAAUAUUUGUCCUCUCUCGGCACUUUGUUAACAGCGAGUGGUGCAACUAUGAGCUGUACUUUGCACAGCAGAGAGCGAUGGGAAAGAGCUUCAGUGAUGUCAUCCUGGUGGUAAAGGAGCCCAUCGAUCCAAGCUCUUUGCCCAGCAAGUACUGCAAGCUUAAGAAGAUGCUGAGUACCAAGACGUACCUGGAGUGGCCCCAGCAGGUUAACCAGCAGCCGUUUUUCUGGGCACAGCUGAAGAGUGUCCUGGGCAAGCCAAAAAUAACCCAAAACAGGACACACAGCGUUAAGAGCAGAACCUCAUCUGUCGGAGGAAUUUCAGUGAUUAGGCCUCCCACUGAGGAGAGAGACCCAGAAGUAGCUAAGCCUAAUGAGGACAAAGAAGUAGAACCUAAUCAGAAUCAAAUACCUGUGGAGUGUUUUGAGUGUCUUAAGCAGACUCCUGCCAUAACAAAGGAGAAUGAAAUGCAUAUGGCGCACAUAUGGUUAGGUAGUGACAAAUGUAUUAGCUCAAUGUAUUGGUUUGACCUGACUGUGUUGUUUUUCAGACUCCUCCCAAGUCUACACUUUCAGCAGGUGCGUGCAGCCCAUAAAACAGAUGAGGAAGGAGCUGAGCUGAAGCCACUUGCACCACCACCUGUUAGAGUCAGCGUUCAGGACUGCAAAAUGUGUGCCAAUCUGCAAGGAGCUAUGGAGGACCUCAUCGCGGUGUUCCACCGCUAUUCAGGAAAAGAAGGUGACAAGUACAAGCUUAACAAUAAAGAGCUGAAGAAUUUGCUGCAGGAAGAACUCACAGAUUUCCUGACGGGCUGCAACGAGUCCAGUGGGGUGGAGAAGAUCCUGCAUGACCUGGAUGAAGAUGGGGACGGUGAAGUGGACUUCCAGGAGUUUGUCGUUCUGGUCGCUGCACUGACUGUCGCCUGCAAUGACUUCUUUGUGGAUUAUGACAAGAAGUCAAGGAAAGGCAAAGAAGACUCUUGUCAAAAAGACUAAAAGUGUAUUCUCUGACAAACUAAAUCAGUUCCUUCCAUAACAUAGUCAUGGUAGGAGUGUAAAGGUUUAAAUUGGUCCUUAAUAAUGCAGCACCUUGGAAUGUUGGAAAAGAUCACUGCUAAUCAAUCCAAUGUCUUCUGGGUUCUGUCCUUCAAAAUGCCUUCCAUCUGAAUAAAAUGUUAUAAAGAUG